This is a messenger RNA of Pecten maximus, 625 nucleotides long. RefSeq lists its product as uncharacterized. The transcript is spliced from 3 exons. Gene Ontology annotation, molecular function: ubiquitin-protein transferase activity. The record is from RefSeq and is a predicted model, not a curated record. The annotation marks the transcript as partial. Lineage: Eukaryota; Metazoa; Mollusca; Bivalvia; Pectinida; Pectinidae.
AUGACAACCCAUGACGACAGGGACAAAUUCCUGCACCAGUAUGGAGAUAAACUCAUCGACCAGGGUUUCGGAAAUCCAUACAAUAUGUCAAUUGAGAACAAGGACAAGCUGUUCAAACAGAUAAUAAAACAGCUAAUCUUUUUCAGGGAAUCUUCCGAAAUCAACCAGUUUCAGAAGGGAAUGAAUGAAGUAUGUCAGUUUUGGGAUGUGGUGGUGGAGAAUGCUCAAGCAUUCAAAGACGCGUUCUGUACGUCCCCUACUCCAUUCACCAAAGACAGCUUCCUUGCGCUUUGCAAGACCACGUUUUCAGAAGUUGGCUCAAACCGUAGGCGUGAGGAGCAGGACACGCAAUACGCCUGGGAGAUGUUCUUGCUUGACAUAGAAGAAAAAUGUGUGGAUGUUUGCUUUUCGGAGCUCCUUGUAUUUAUAACGGGUGCAGAUAAACCCCCAUGUCGUGGUUUUCAACAAAAAAUAUCCAUUGCCUUCUACGACCAGGAGCCGGGGGUGAAACGAAAUCCGUUUUCAUCUACUUGUUCCUUACAGCUAUCAUUGCCAAGGAACAUACAGGAUUCAGACAUCCUUAAAGAGCUGAUGUUGACCGCCUUGAAGGAUUCAUAUGGAUUUG